Messenger RNA from Seminavis robusta, 1293 nucleotides. The record is from the annotation of a GenBank genome assembly. Lineage: Eukaryota; Bacillariophyta; Bacillariophyceae; Naviculales; Naviculaceae.
AUGGGAAAGAGGCUGCUGCACGACCUGGAGUUUGUCGGCCUGCUAAGCCUGGUUGUGUUUGCGACAGCAGCAUCAGCAGCAGAAUCCAAUAGUACUGGAGUUGGUCACAACGAUCAUGUCGUCAGUGACACCCGCCAAAUCACCGCUGCCAUUCUCCCCAAGCCAUUCGCUCUACUUUCCGUGAUUUGUUCCUAUGUCAUGAUACGAGAGGUAGUGGAAGACCAGAGAUCCGCUCGCCAUAAUGGAUCUCCCAUCAAAAGAGUGUUGCUUUCCAUGGCCAUUGCCGAUGUUUCAUUCAGCAUCGGGUACUUUCUAGGCACGUGGCCUGCGCCACCCGACAUGCCUGACAGUACCAUCAUGAAUUAUGGCACGGUGGCAUCUUGUGAAUUUCAGGGAUUCAUCAUUUUACUUGGGUAUGUGGCAUCUAUACUUGGUGGGGCUGCCCUUUCCGUCUACUAUUUGCUAGUAGUUCGCCUUGGCAAGAGUGAUCGAGAUUUGCAUCGCAUAGAGCGUUGGGUUUUGCCCUCCAUUUGGAUUGUGGCAUUAGGGUGGGCCAUAUACCCCAUCCCGUUGGAUCUUUACAAUUUCGGAUUGGAGGUUUGCUUCCUGGAAUCCGUACCAGAGAUUUGCUCUGGAGACGAGUGUAUCCGGGGAUCCGACACCACAUUCCACCAACUCGCGCUUGCUUUGCUACCAAUAUUAUCCAUGUGCCUGAGUGUGGGAAUCAUGAUUGCAAUUUAUGUAAAGGUGAGGUAUGUCGAGAAUAUGAGCAAGAAAUACGCCACAUCCAUACACAACCCAAGCAGUGGUCACCACAUGUCAGCUAGAUCGUCCAUUGACAGCCACACACAACACAGCAACCAUGCUCAAUCGGAGCGCCACUCCGCGGUAAAUCGACAGAAGUCGCUUGCUGUGGCCAGACAAGGCAUGUUCUAUAUCCUCGCCUUCUUGUUGACCUACUUCUUUCCAUUAGUUGCCGCAGUACGAUAUGCAAUCUUUGGAACGUGGAACGAUGUCUUUGAUGAUUUUGCAUAUGGAAUAUUUGUACCAUCUGCCGGUACACUCAACUUUUUGGUAUUUGCACGACUACGAAGCCCCAUGAAAACACCCGAAGGUCGGGUCUUGCGAAGCAUGUUCUGUUGCACCUGUUUGCGAUCGAUGAGAAACGACUAUACUCCAGGAAGAGCCUCGGGACAUCGUGGAACAAAGGGAAGUUCCCAGCAUCACGGGAGAAAUGGCACUAAUGUCUCGGCACUCCAAGAGGAAUGCAAGGAGGAAGAGUCUCCACCUUGA